AUGGCUACCAGUGACGUAUCCCAGGCCGGCUAUGAUGCCCCAAAUCAUGUUGUGGGCGCCCUCAUCCUCGUUACCAUCGAGGUCUUGAAGAAGGAAGACGUCUUCAAGCCCGACUCAGAGAUUCACAAUCUCGGCCUUGUUCUCUUCAUGUUUAUCCGAUGGGGUCGUGAGCAGUCGGACUAUGGCGUCGACGAAGAAAAUUGGUCUUGGAUCUACAAGAUCAUUGACCUCGCCGAGGAGGCUGGCAUCAAACUUACCGCACCGCAUAACUUCGAGGAGGACCGAGAGGAUAUCAAAGAUCAUCGAGAGGAAUGGGCUCAGUGGAUGGGCAAGUGGAACAACGUGAAAUGGAACUAUAGAGAUGAUAAGGGGUCUACCAAGCUCGGGGGGCACGAGUUUGAUAUCACCAGAAUGAGCAAGGCUGAGAGACAACAGCAUUCACUCAGGUAA
Molecule: messenger RNA, 450 nt
Organism: Fusarium verticillioides 7600
Lineage: Eukaryota; Fungi; Ascomycota; Sordariomycetes; Hypocreales; Nectriaceae
Exons: 3
Coding region: 1-450 (149 amino acids)
Source: RefSeq, a predicted model, not a curated record